Messenger RNA from Marchantia polymorpha subsp. ruderalis, 1297 nucleotides. The record is from the annotation of a GenBank genome assembly. NCBI's taxonomy places the organism in Eukaryota, Viridiplantae, Streptophyta, Marchantiopsida, Marchantiales, Marchantiaceae.
GAAUGGUUCUGUCCAGUCACACCGGGAAAUUACAGCCUGGGAUUUGACUUCUGAAUGAUGUCCCUUGGACUUGUGCCCUUGAAGGCAUUCUCGCGAUAAGCUUGAAAAUUUUACCAACAUUCCCUUCCUUUCUGGAAGCCAUUCUCGGGGUUCCAAGGCCUCUCAGCGGUCACUUAUAUGAAUCAAACAUUCCUCUGGUCAUAGAGGGCUUACUUUUCCCAUGAUUGUAAUAAUUUCGAAACACGGUGAUUUCCGAAGUCACUUCAGUGGAUUAAAAUCGCAAAUAGUUCGAUUGGUGGUGGAACUGCAACCUCGUUGACGUGUUGUAGUUACAGUACCAGAUGAUUCUUGUCAGCUAAGUGCCUGCAUCCGCCUCCUGAUCCGGAAAACUUCGCAUAUAAAGCAGAGGUUCAGUUGCCAUCAACAUCACACUGCACUUCGCUCACUCACAUUCGAAGCCUACCGAAGUUUUCUGCUUUGUUUCUCUCUCUGCUCCUGCAUUCGAUCAUGGCUAACCAAAAGCAGCUCGCUCUUCUCGGACUGGCUCUCCUGGUGAUUCAGGGAGUUAUUGCCUACGAUCCGACCAUCACCAUGGACUUCGGCUUCAUGAACGCCAGCACCGGCGAGGACUUCACCAGCAGGGCGUUCAGCUCCAACAUGCUCCCACCAAACCCCUCUGCAGGAGGACUCGUUUUGGUGCCCCAAUUCGCAGCUCAAUUCCCCGGAGUGACUGGCCUUGGAAUCUCCUCCCUCUUCUUCAAGCUCGGAACCGGAGGAUUGGUGCCUCCUCACUUCCACGCUCGUGCUACUGAAAUCUUCUUCGUCCUUUCCGGAACCUGGGAUGUUGGUUUCGUCGACAGCGCCAACAAGCUCUACUCUGCCAAGCUGAAGGCUGGUGACCAAUUCGUCUUCCCCCAGGGAUUGAUCCACUACCAGAUGGCCGGAAGCUCGUCCGCAACUGGAUACUCUGCAUUCAACAGCCAGAACCCCGGAGUGACUCUGAUCGCCUCGAACGUCUUCGCCUCUAUGCCCGAGAUCCCCAGCGGUGUGUUGGAAGCUGCCUUCAAGGUCGACGCCAUGACCGUGAUGAACAUCAGAAAGGCUCUGAUGGGCUAAGCUCUCCAAAGACUGGUUAUGAUAGGGCCAGGAUUCAGUUACCAGAAGGGACAAUUUUUUCGGUCGACUUGUUUGCUAGAUUCAACCGGAUAGUUAACUAGUUUGGCACUCUCUCGGUGCUCAGUCGACUCUAUGUUAUCAUUUCUCCCAAAUUAAAUGUAUUUUACCUUGAAGAACGACG